UGUUAACUGAGUAACGCUAGGUGAAUGUGACGCCGUCCACACAUUUACACGCGUCUAAACUGCAGGGGUCACUGGAGGCGGAGGAUGGUGACGGUAUGCCCAAGUCUGAGAAGAUAAGAGAAUGUGGCCGGUUCGACUUCAAGGACGGAUUCAAGUACUCGGGGGAGGUGGAUGGGGAGGAGAUGAUGGCCCAUGGCCAUGGGGUCCUUAUCGGCCCCAGUGGAACAUACGCCGGGGUCUGGAGCCAAGGAAUGCAGACAGUUGGUGUCUACACUUGGUAUGUCGGGGCGAAAUACGAGGGUACUUGGGAGAAGGGCAAACGGCACGGCUACGGCGUCGAGAGAAGAGCAAGGUGGGUGUAUGAAGGAGAAUGGAAGGACGAUAAGAAGACUGGGUAUGGGGUACUGAGGUCACACAGAGGAGCCACGUUCGAGGGGACCUGGUUAGAGAGCACUCAGGAUGGGUACGGGGUCGAGACCUACGCAGACGGAGGAUUCUACAUAGGGCAGUGGUACAGAGGCAUGAGACAGGGAUACGGGGUGAGGGUGGUAAACCCAAAGAUCACACCUCGAGACAUGUUGAACAUCAUCUCGACCCUGGCACAAGCUCAACAUGGUCUGGGGGUCCAGGACAAGAAGAGUGUGUGGAACAUCAAGAAUUUUCCUCUUCAGAAUAACACCGAGGAAGCUGGAGUCCCUCAGAUCAGAGUAAGUGUUGAUCAUGAUGACCAUGAAGAAGACGAUAGGUUCGAGAGCGAAAAACCUGAGAAGCAGAGAAUUCAGAACAACGGCACCAAACAUCCGCCACCUAUGGAGGUAUACCGCGGAGAAUGGAAAAAUGAUAAGCGUAGUGGUUAUGGAGUUCUCGAAACCUGUACUGGAAUGAAGUACGAAGGAGAGUGGCUCAAUAAUUUCCGUUCUGGUUAUGGUGUUUUGAAUCACAAGGACGGUCGCCAAGAAAGUGGAAAAUGGAAGCAGAACAGACGACAGUUUGUAAAGAAGCACUGCUGGUCAUCAACCGUUAAAAGUUUUAGUGUUGAGGUACAGCGUGCGAUGCAGGCAGCUACCCAUGCUGGUAAGGAAGCAGAACGGAAGUCUCUGACGGCCCUGCAGAGGAUAGAGGGAGCCAGACGGGAGGGAGAAAGUGCUCGACUAGCACUCGAACAGGCUCGUCAGCAUUGUAAGCUCGCUAAACAGAAGGCCAAGUCAGCAGCUCAAAAACCACUUCGUCGCAAGGGAGUUCGCCGAGGAUUCAGGUUUUGUUCAGAUGAUAGUAAUAGUAAUGACAGUGACUCUAGAUCCAGGAUACCGUCUAAUUCGUCCGUAUCAGCAGAUGAAUCGCCGGAGGAUCUCCCAGAGGUCAAGCCCAAGAAGACUCACCCCGAUAACUUGUCACGAAUCACAGAGCAAAACAGUUUCGACCACUCCGACUACCACUCGGGUCCGGAGGAUGGUGACCAGGAGAAUAAUCUGCCUCACAUAAUACCUGAGAUGGAACACCGAACUGAGGCUGCCUCGAUCAAACUCCCAGCUAUAGACGAGAGUAGUGAGUGUGGGUCCACUCGUUCUUACUCCUCGUUCGUAUACAGGAAUGUAGAAAAGAGCAUCUGCGGUGCUGCUAAGACACCCGUGUUGAUAUCGCCUCUAGCCCGGAAUAUAGUGCAGCUCAGAGAGGUUAAAAUGUCGAGGAGUGGAGCAGGGACCCCUUGUAGACCUGGCAGUACCACCUCCAGUGUGGCCAGCAGCUGUCCUUCUCGACCUCUCCACUCUAAAUCUCACCAAGCCCUACUCGGCCUGUCUCCCAAUGAGACUGCUCAGUUGGAGAGAAUGGAUAGCGUGGAAAUUUGAACGGAAGGUUUGAUUGGCUUGGGAUUUGAAGCUGAACGUUAAAUUCCAAGCUGGAAAGUGAUACGAAUUCGAUUUUUGUCGGUCAGGGAGCUGUGCAAGGGUCGAAAUAUUUUCAAACGGCUCCGGUUGGAAGCCUUGUGGCAACUAUUACAAGAUUGUGAAGACACAGCUGUAACCUACGUGAUGACUUCCCGCCAUUUCUAUCAUCAAAACAGAACAUAUUGAAGAAGCAAUGGAACUGGGAGCGUCUCUUUGAGAAUACAUGCUUAAGUUGUUGAACUUUUGACCAUCAGAGUUUGGGUACUUAAGCGAGCUUUAUUGACAACUCAUCGACUGUAAAACCCGUGUGUCACUGUUGUCCACGCUGUCGUUUUACCAAUUCUCUCAAAACAUAAACUGGAUGCUGCUUCGUGCUUGCUGACUGUUUAUUUAGAAAAGAGUCUACAAUAUAGACGACAUUAUUACCUCCGCUGUUAAAAAAUUGUGACCUGAUCAGAUUGUGUAUCUGAUUUCGUGUUCAUAUUCGAAUUCGGGCAGUGUUCCUGCCUCUUGAGUUUUUUAAGAUAUUAUCAUGACAAAUUAUAAUCAAACUAUUUAUUGAAUGUAUAUUAAGACAUUGUUU
Molecule: messenger RNA, 2469 nt
Organism: Bolinopsis microptera
Lineage: Eukaryota; Metazoa; Ctenophora; Tentaculata; Lobata; Bolinopsidae
Product: junctophilin-2-like
Exons: 10
Coding region: 96-1847 (583 amino acids)
Cellular component (GO): junctional membrane complex; endoplasmic reticulum membrane; plasma membrane
Source: RefSeq, a predicted model, not a curated record